AAUAAACGAUAACUGAUUUCCAGAGCGUGACAGAUAACCCAUAAUAACAUCUGAGAUAACAGACGUAUACCGUUACGUUUUCCAUUUUGAUGUCAGUUAGUUUACGUUGAAAUAUUUUAUUCAGCCUCCUAUCAUGGUCGCUCAGAUUCGCGCUGUGGUAUCCGCUCAGUGGCUGGCUAACGCUGCCAAAACUAAACUCGUCGGCCCAAAACUUCGUGUUCUGGAUGGAACUUACGUGCCGAGAAGCAAUUGGAACCACAGACACGAGAUCAGUCAGAAACACAUACCAGGAGCGUCGUUUUUCGACUUAAACGAAUGUUGCGACAAGAGCUCAAAGUAUGACAAUAUGCUGCCGACCGCCAGCGACUUCUCCCGGUAUGUCAGUGACCUCGGCAUCGGGAACGACACCCACGUCGUCGUCUACGACACCAGCGACUUCGGCUCGUUAAGCGCCCCUAGAGUGUGGUGGAUGUUCCGGGUGUUCGGACACAGCUCGGUGUCGGUGUUGGACGGAGGCUUCAAAAACUGGGUGGCUGACGGUCACCCGGUGGCCUCCGACUACACCAAGCCGGAGAAGACAGACUUCAAGGCGAGCCUGAACCAGUCCUGGGUGAAGAGCUAUGAAGAUGUGCUGGAGAACAUCAAGACCAAGAAGGUCCAGGUGGUGGACUCCAGGUCUGCUGGCAGGUUCCGGGGUACCGAACCAGAAGCCAAACAAGACGUCCUCCCGGGGCAUUUCCCAGGGGCGAUCAGCGUCCCCUUCACAUCUCUCCUGGAUUCCUCUGGAAAAUAUCACAGCACCGAGGAGCUGGCCAAAGUCUUCCAGCAGGCCGGGGUGGACCUGGAGAAGCCGCUCUGGGCUUCCUGCAGUUUGGGAAUCACAGCGUGUCACGUGAUUCUGGCUGCUCACCGGCUUGGCUACUCUAGGGUUGGUCUUUACGACGGAUCCUGGAUGGAGUUUUUCAAAAGGGCUCCUCCAGAGCUCAUCGUCUCAGAGGGGGAGGGAAAGAAGGUCUGAUCUGGUUGAGCACUUUCAGUGGAAACUGUUAAAGGUUCCAAUCUACAGUUCAUUUUCUAAUCUAAUAUCUACAUGAAUGAUAGAAUGAUGACUGAAUGUUUAAUGAAUGUGAAUGAAUCACUGAGUUCCUCAAGACUACAGUUGAAACAAGAUAUUUAUAUGGGCUGCAUAGGAACAUGCAUAUCUUUUUUUUCUCACUGUCUGACACAAAAUCAGACUAAACUUUGCCUGUUUUAUGUCAGUCAUGUCAUACAUUUUUUCUGGGUAUUCACACAUUUGCUUUGUAUUUAGUGGAAUUGCCUUUUAGAUUAUGAUUUAGAGUGAAAUGUGUUGCUUGUUUCAGAAUGACACACCUUCUGCUCUCUGCUCAGAAAUUUUCUAUGAUACUGAUAUGAGAGCAACGUGAUGGUCCACGGCAAAACACCGACUUUGUUGUACGCAACCCACUUUGGAACCGGCCGUUUGCUUACGGUUGUUUUAAAUUAGAAAAAAUCUUCUUUUUUUUUUUGUGUAAUCUUUAGCUUCCUAACUAAUUCUCUGAAAUAUGACCUUUGAUUUUCCACAUCAUUUUUUCUGCUCAGCAAAGUGGACUAAUCUAUCCUGCAACGUGAUUCUCCCACUUCCAUACUUCGGCUUUACCAAAUGGUAUAAAGAUACGUCACUCUGUUUUUUUUUUUUCUUUUUUCUUUGUUUGUUUGUUUUUUACAUUUGGAGAAAGUAUUAGUCUGGAAUUUGACAAGACUAAAUAAUUUGGGUAAUUCCGGCUGACUUUAAACAGGAAAGUUGUAAAAAGUUACCGUCCUACACGGUGUACGUAAAUAUCUGGUUUCAACAUGUAAACUGAAAAUUAUAUACAGGUAUUUCUAUGAGGAACGUCGAACAAAAUAACGCAGGCUUUCCCAUCCAUCAGUGUUUAAAGUCUUAAUUCACAACUAAUGCUGCUGUGUCAAGAGCCACUCAGUGCCUUAAACUUGUACAAUUUACCUCACCAUUAAGUAUUUAUUUUUUAAAGUUUUCUAACAAUUAUAAUGCUUCUCUCAAAGUAAUGUGAAAUAAUGUGUGAAAUUGUUCUCUGCAGCCACCAUUGAUGUGGUCCUGUGUUCUGCUGGAAUGAAUGUAAGCAGAUCAGAAUAAGUAGGAAUCAUGGAGGACUUAAGAAAAGCUUGAUUAUAUUCAGAUAAGCUGAUUUUUAAGUACUCUGCUGCAGAAUGUUUUUGUAGCUCAAAGCUAUUGAAGUGUAACUCUACUUUUUAUGUAAUGUAUUGUUAAUAAGAAUAAAUUUUUAUAAAUGUAUUUA
Molecule: messenger RNA, 2315 nt
Organism: Poecilia latipinna (sailfin molly)
Lineage: Eukaryota; Metazoa; Chordata; Actinopteri; Cyprinodontiformes; Poeciliidae
Product: thiosulfate sulfurtransferase-like
Exons: 2
Coding region: 134-1018 (294 amino acids)
Cellular component (GO): mitochondrion
Molecular function (GO): thiosulfate-cyanide sulfurtransferase activity
Source: RefSeq, a predicted model, not a curated record